This is a messenger RNA of Entrophospora sp. SA101, 2661 nucleotides long. NCBI's taxonomy places the organism in Eukaryota, Fungi, Glomeromycota, Glomeromycetes, Entrophosporales, Entrophosporaceae. The record is from the annotation of a GenBank genome assembly.
AUGACUAGUGUAUUAUGUAUGUCCCUUGUUAACAUUAAUAAAAGAAAUAAUGCUGGUAUACGAAAUUUAGCAAAUGUAAGAGACAUUCAACAACAUUCAACAACCAUACCAUCAUUUGGUAAGAAUAAAAAUAAUAUCACCAUUAACUCAUUGCAAUCAUCAAUCGUUGAUAAUACAUUAGAAUCAAGUUCUGGAAGUUUAAUUUUUACUAGUACAAAUGACAGUGAAAAUUACUUUACAACCUCAACUUCAAAUACCACUAUUACUAGUAGCUCUAUCAAUAAUAUUAUAGAAAAAGAUUCAUUAUUACCAAACCCAUUUAUUACAACUGUAACUACUGAUAAUAGUAAUAUUAAUUAUAAUCCACAAAUUGAAUCUCAAGAAUUAGUAAUCGUAAGUGAUAAUGAUUUAGCAAUAAUAACAGCGACUGAAUCACAAUUAGAAAGUGUAGAAGUUGGUAAUUCAUUAUUGCAAAGAAGUCAACUAUUCGAAAGUUUGGCAAUUGCAACUUCAAAAAUGACAUUUAUAAAAGUUGAACCUGAAAGCGAUGAUGAAAUUACAACUCCUGCUACCCAUGGCCAUUUUUUAAGAAAAAGAACCAAGCGUAUCAGUUAUCCAAAGGAUUAUCCAAGUAAUAGUACUGGUAAUAGACGUUCAAAAGCACAUGCUCAACUUGUUAGGCACGAUCUACGUUCUCGGAAAGUAUUAGAUAAACAAUCGAAUAAACAAAUAUCGGUUCCCAGAACUCCACCUAGAAAAUCUACUAAUAAAAAGUUACCACAAAAAUCACCCGCCAUUUCAAAACAAACCAAUCCAAGAGCACCAACUACACCAGUUACUAAAACAAAACCUAGCCCAAAAACUCCAAAACCAAACCCCCAAAAAAAUAAACGUAAAAAUAAUGAGGAUCGAGAAUGGCGUCCUGAUAGUGAGUCAGAUCCUGAAAAUUUGUCUGAUCAAGGGUCUACUGCUGGCCCUAAAUCUACUCUUAAGACUCAAACAAGAACCACAUCGACUACUACUUCAAAAUCCGUUACUGCUAAACAAUCAACCCCUUCAGUAAAUCUAAGACCUUCAAACCCAAUAAGAACUCCACCUAAUCAAUUAUCAAAAGAUAAUGGAGGUACAAAGAGGGGGACUCGCGUAAAAAGAAAAGAAAUUGUCAAUAAAGAGUUGUCUGGGGUUGAUAAUAAUGAUAUAGAAAAAAUUGAAAUUGAACAACAAUUUUCUAUUACUAGUGAUACUAAUACCAUGGAAUUAGUUGAUGCCGAAGCUUAUGAUUCACCAGAAGCAUCACUUCCAAAAUCACCUACCACUACCAGAAAAACUAGUACAUCAAGCCCAGAACGUCUUAUUAAAUCUAGAAGAAGAUCAACUGUUGUUAUCAAUGAGCUAGACAAUAAUGAAUUCGAAGAAGAAAAGGAGACAAUACCAGUCGAAUCACCACAAGAUAAUGUCACUCCAAAAAAAUCAAGAAUGGCUGCUACUAAGAAAAGCAGUAAUAAAGGUGUUCGUAGUAGACGAGGUGGUAAAACCAAAAGUAAUAUUAAUACUACUACUGAGGUUGCUGUUAUACCAAAUAAAGAAACUCAAAUCGAGCAAACGACAUCAUCACCAUCACAAUCUGAUUAUGAUGAUUAUGAUGUUGUAAAAAUUUCAGCAGAAAAUCCAAAUGCAUUAACAAAUGUUAUUAAAAGUGUUCGUCGUGGACGAGGUGGUAAAACCAAAGGUAAUAUUGAUAGUACUACUGAGGUUGCCGUUAUACCAAAUAACGAAACUCAAAUCGAGCAAACUACACCAUCAUCAUCACAAUCUGACUACGAUGAUCCCGAUGUUGUAAAAAUUUCAGCAGAGAACCCAGAUGCAUUAGCAGGCGCUAUUCGUGCCUUAACUUUUCAAAAUUAUGAUAUUGUGCACACUUCAGCAAACAUUAUACCAAUAAUUCAACCACAAACCACCUCUAUUCCACGAUCUAUACGUGUAAAACCAUCGCCAUCAUCGUCGUUGUCGUCAUCGCCGCCAUCCACUAUAAAAUCGAAUAGACCUAAAACUUCACCAUCACCAAAUGUAAACUCUUCGGCAUGGGAUGAUAAUCAUUGGCAAAUUUUGAAAUAUACUUACUUAGAAAUUAGAAAUAAUUAUAUUGAAAAGGGUAAAAGUGGAAUCCAUAAUGAAGAUGUAUAUAAGGAAGUUAUCAAAAGUUUUCUAAAUAUUAGACCUCAAUUUGAGGAAUCUGAAAUUCGAGUACGAAUGAUAGCGUUAGAAACUGUAGAAAUUGAAAAACAAGGAAAAAGAAAUACUGAAAGAAGAGGAAGUAUAGAAAGUAGUAGCUCGAAAAAUAGUAGAUUUAGUGCAACUCGAUAUAAUUCCGCAUAUUCAAAUAUGCGUAACACGCACAACAAUCCACGUAAACGUAAAAAAAUUGUUAAAGCCGAUCUAACUGAAGAUGAUGAUUUGGAUGAUAAUAGUGAAGUUAUGGCUGAAGGCAGUAAACGUCGACGUGGAUUGGAUUCGGAUUCUAUUUCCGAUGUUAAUACAACAGGACAAAAUACUCCACCUAGGGCUAAAUUUUCAAGUUUAUUUGGAUGGUUCGGAAAACGGACUACUGAUAAUGCUUCACAAAUAUCUGCUUCUGAUAUUGCUGCUGAACAAAAUGAAAAA